GACCAAUCGUAUUGCGGUGAAAAGUGGGAGUGGGAAAAAGUACAUUUGUCAAUUUUACUGGAGGUUUUCCUAAAACAUCGUCAUGUACCAGCCGCCUUUGCCACCGACUCCAGUCCAGCCACCCCCUCCCCCGCCCCCACCUCCACCAGAAGAAGAUCUAUCUCCGCCGGGAGUAGGUGUUUCCUCGCACAACUAUUCGUCAAAUGAAUCGCAUUCUCACAGCUCGAAGCCUUUGGAUUACGUCUAUCCGGAGACACCGGCUCCAUAUGCCAGCUUCGUCCCCAGCUAUGAUCAGUACCAGCAACCAGCACCGUACGGCUACGAGGGAUAUGUUUAUAACGAACCAGCACAGAAGUACGGUGGCCAGGAGCCCCCUUACCAAUACCAAUACCCGGCAUCCGGAUCAUCCUUCCCAUAUGAAAGCUAUAAAUAUCCUGACCGCUAUCCAGCCUACGCGUCCAACUACCGACAUCCAUCCGAAAGGCAGAGGUACAAUUCCCAUAGCUCCAGUCAAGGCUACCACCAUUAUCCUGGCUAUAGCUCGGGAAGACGGUACGAACAGAGACAUGAUCAGGAACACCGUCAUAUUCAGGAGACCCGAUAUACCCACGAGCCACGACACGGACACUAUGCCCACAGGCCGCCAAAAGGGUCACAACACGGCUACUAUGGGUCCGCCAGGAACCCGGCUAGUGAGGAGUAUUCCCAACGCAGCUAUCACGAGAGGGUGAAAAGUGAGCCCUUAGAGAAGACUAGGGCCAAACCGAAGGUGGAGACCGAAAGGGACCGUCUGCUGAAACAGUGGUGUUCUAACUUCUGUGAAAAACCGGAGGACUAUGUGAAAAAGAUGAACGCCCUCAGUGAGGCGGAUGCUCAAGUCGAAUCCUGGGUGCGAUCUUCGCCAGCGGAGCUCUACUACGAGCGCACCAAGAGUGAAAACGAGGUCAGCGGUCGGGCGCGACUGCAAAAGCUGUGCAACCUGUUCGAAGAGGAGCUGCUGCGGAGAGCGGAGCGCGUGCGCGAGAAGCUACCCGUUUACGUGCCGCCUCCAAGAAAGGCUCGCCGGCGUGUUUGCAAGCACAAGCACAAGUCGGAGGCCUGCUCUUCGUCCUCCUCCUCCGAUGACGACUCCGACGAAGACGCUUUUAAGAUCGAACAGGACUGCUGCAUGGAGGAGCUUUCGCGCAAGGUGCAACACCCACAGCGUGUGCACGCAGAUCUUUGGCACAACGACGCCGGUGAGAUGAACGACGGUCCUCUAUGCCGCUGUUCAGCCAAGUCUCGGCGCAUUGGCAUUCGGCACGGCAUAUAUCCGGGCGAGACUGGCUACAAGGUGUGCGAUCCAAACAGCAACAAUGCAGGCAAGCUGUUCCACUACAGGAUCAGCAUCUCACCGCCCACUAAUUUUCUGACAAAGACACCAACCAUUAUCAAGCAUGAUGAGCACGAGUUCCUAUUCGAGGGCUUCUCACUUCUCUCGCAUGUACGCCUCACCGAUCUCCCCGUCUGCAAGGUGAUCCGCUUCAACAUCGAGUACACCAUUGAGUACGAUGAGGAGAAGAUGCCAGAGAACUUCACUAUCCAUGAGCUUGACCUUUUCUUCAAAUACCUGUUUCAUGAACUGCUGGAACUGGUGGACUUUAAUCUAAUGCCCAACUUAGCGUCCGGAAGCGUCGAGGAAUCCUGCCCAGCCUUCCACUUCUUUCCGCGUUUCGUCCGAGACCUCCCAGAUAAUGGAAAGGAGGUUUUGGCCAUGGUCGAAGUACUCCGCUACUUGCUGGACAAUUCCGCACAGCUAGUGGAACGUCAGCAGCUGCUGCAUCUUAACCAGAUUAGUCAGAGCGAGUGGCAAAACUACGUGGACUUCAUAAAGGGAAUGCUGGUCACAAAGCCGGGUUAUAAGCCGUGUUCGCUCCGUGUUGACCAACUGGACAGGAAUAACUCCGAUUUGCCCGAGUGCGUAGAUCGCGAGACUGGAAUCUCACACCCGGCGAUCGUGCACUUCGGCAUUCGUCCGCCGCAGCUAAGCUACGCGGGAAAUCCAGAGUACCAGAAAGCGUGGCGAGAGUACGUUAAGUUCCGUCAUCUUAUGGCCAACAUGUCGAAGCCCUCUUUCAAGGACAAGCGCAAGUUAGAGGAGAAGGAGCAGCGCCUUCAGGAAAUGCGAACUCAAGGGCGCAUGAAACGUAAUAUCACUGUGGCGAUCAGUUCAGAGGGCUUCUAUCGCACUGGCAUUAUGUGCGAUGUUGUGCAGCAUGCCAUGUUGAUUCCUGUCCUAACAGGUCACCUUCGCUUUCACAAGUCACUUGACUUGCUAGAGGAGAGUAUUGGAUACCGAUUUAAAAAUCGGUAUCUCCUCCAAUUGGCGCUGACGCAUCCCUCCUAUAAGGAGAACUACGGUACCAAUCCGGAUCAUGCCCGAAACUCACUGACGAACUGCGGAAUUCGACAGCCGGAGUACGGAGAUCGCAAGAUUCACUACAUGAACACACGGAAGCGGGGAAUAAAUACCUUAGUGAGCAUUAUGUCCCGAUUUGGUAAGGAUCAUGAAACUGUUUCGAACAUAACCCACAACGAGAGACUGGAGUUCCUCGGUGAUGCUGUGGUAGAAUUCCUAAGCUCGAUCCAUCUAUUUUUUAUGUUCCCCGAACUGGAGGAGGGUGGUUUGGCCACUUAUCGGGCGGCAAUUGUCCAAAACCAGCACUUGGCACUGUUGGCCAAAAAGCUACAACUGGAAGAAUUUAUGCUGUACGCACACGGAUCCGACCUGUGCCACGAGUUGGAACUGCGCCACGCCAUGGCCAACUGUUUUGAAGCUCUAAUGGGUGCUCUUCUGCUGGAUGGAGGAAUCAAGGUGGCAGAUGAGGUGUUCACAGAUGCCCUCUUCCGGCAGGAUGAAAAACUACUGAGUAUCUGGAAGAAUCUGCCGGAACACCCGUUACAGGAACAAGAGCCACUUGGGGAUCGCAGUUGUAUUGAUUCCUACCGGGUGCUUAAGGAGUUAACUAAAUUCGAGGACUCAAUUGGAAUCAAGUUUAAGCACAUUCGACUUUUGGCUCGUGCUUUUACCGAUCGUUCCAUUGGAUUUACCCACUUGACCCUUGGGUCCAAUCAGCGACUAGAGUUCUUGGGCGACACGGUGCUGCAGCUUAUUUGCUCGGAGUACCUGUAUCGUCACUUCCCUGAGCACCACGAGGGUCACUUGUCCCUGCUACGCUCCUCAUUGGUCAAUAACCGCACACAAGCGGUGGUCUGCGAUGAUUUGGGAAUGCCUAAAUAUGCCGUGUAUGCCAAUCCCAAGGCUGAUUUGAAGACUAAAGAUCGUGCUGAUCUUCUGGAGGCCUUCCUCGGCGCCCUGUACGUGGACAAGGGUCUCUUGUAUUGCGAGCAGUUUUGCCACGUAUGUUUGUUCCCGCGACUUCAGUUGUUUAUCAUGAAUCAGGACUGGAACGAUCCUAAGUCAAAGCUGCAGCAGUGCUGCCUCACCCUUCGCACAAUGGAUGGCGGCGAGCCGGACAUCCCCUACUACAAGGUGGUGGAGGCCAGUGGUCCAACCAAUACGCGGGUAUAUAAGGUGGCCGUUUAUUUCCGCUCAAAGCGGCUGGCCACUUCAAGUGGCUCCUCAAUUCAACAGGCAGAGAUGAACGCUGCUAAGCAGGCGCUCGAGAAUUCGAGAGACCUGUUUCCCCAGCUGGAUCACCAAAAGCGCGUGAUCGCCAAGAGCAUAAAGAAACAAACGGGCAACGAGUUGGACAACGAAAGUGAUCGGCAGCACCAAGAGGAAAAGAUCAAGCGGCCCAAAUAUGCGGCUCCGCUUCAGGAUGAGAGCCAUCUUCCUAAGCAAUAUCGCAUGCACGAGAACAUUUCAAGCGACGAGUUGCCGGAAGACGAAGAAUUUGAAAGCACUGCUCCCAAGAGCCCAACAAUGCCCUUAAAAAGCAACAGAAGUGGGAAUAGCAGCAGCAGCAGCAGCAACAGCAGUAGUGAUAGCGAUGGAUCAAUAUCUGCUCCGAAGUGCAAACGACGAUUAAAGAAUAGUUCCUCAGUAUCUUCGCAAACUUCAUUGGGAUAAACAGCUUCGUGGAUGCUAUAGAAGUAGGGUCCCAAGUUUAGUAAGAGUAUUGUAGGGACGGCGUGAAAAUGUUAUGGGUUAUCUUAAUAAAGCGACAAUAUAAAAAAUACCAUUAUUUUGAUGCUUCAAAUAUUGUCCUUAAAAAAAAUUUCCCCUUUCCUACCAGGGUAUUUAACUUUCUAAGCAAAGAUUACUUUGUCUCUGGCGUUU
This is a messenger RNA of Drosophila erecta, 4282 nucleotides long. RefSeq names its product ribonuclease 3 (gene drosha). The record is from RefSeq and is a predicted model, not a curated record. Gene Ontology annotation, biological process: rRNA processing; regulation of gene expression; pre-miRNA processing. Lineage: Eukaryota; Metazoa; Arthropoda; Insecta; Diptera; Drosophilidae. The transcript has 3 exons. Gene Ontology annotation, molecular function: double-stranded RNA binding; ribonuclease III activity. The coding region runs from base 83 to 4072 and encodes 1329 amino acids. Gene Ontology annotation, cellular component: nucleus.